UAUUUUCAAAGUUUGCUUAUCAAACAUUUCCUCACUUUAAUAGCGCAGCAUACUUGAGUGAUGUUGGUGACCAACGUCCAUCCCUUCAGGACCACAGUCUACCCAACAGUCUAACCCUACAGAAAAAGAGGGUGAUCCUAUUGUUCUCUUUAAAUGAGAGCCUUCUUAACACCACUGCCCGCUCCUCUUACUUAGAAGUAAGUCGGCUGCGGAUUUGUUAAGUCAAAUAUUCACUCACUUCACCUGUAAUCUCGCAGCCAGUGGUAUGGUCAAAUGCCAAAGGUUGUCCUGUCUUGGCAAACACCCAAGUGGACUUCGCAGUGCACAGGCAUGGGAGCCACUUUAGCAUACUUUCCCCCGUUGAGCUUGCAGGGCACAUUGUCACACUGCAGAAGAAAGCAACGAUGACGUUUGAGAACGUUCUCGCCGAUAUUGGCGGAUUUGGCAAAUUCCAGAUAAUGAUCGUCGCGAUCAACUUCCUCGGACGCUUCACACUUCCCUGCCACUUCGUGCUGAACAAUUUCAUUGCAGCAACUCCGGCUCACCACUGUGACACCAGCUCUUUGGGAGAUUUCCUGAAUCUGUCUCAGGCGGAGAGGAUGGCCGUGACCGUCCCAGUCGAGAGGGAUGGGAGUGUGAGCUCCUGUCGGAUGUUUGCGAAGCCUCAGUAUCACCUGUUGCUUAACUCCUCUGACGUUUCUGAUGCCGCCGCCGUGCCAUGCCAGAAUGGAUGGGUGUACGACAACACCACCUUCAAAUCAACUAUAACCUCGGAGUGGGACCUUGUGUGCGACAGAAGAGGGAAAAAUAAAGCAACAGCCACAAUCUUCUUUGUCGGAGUAAUGUUUGGAGCCAUAACCUUUGGAAGUCUGAGUGACAGGUUUGGCCGCAGGAUCAUGCUCCUGGUGUCGUAUGUGUCCGGCAUGCUGUUUGCUGUGGCAAGCGCUUUCUCCACAACCUACGUCAUGUUUGCAGUGUUGAGGUUCUUCACUGGCUUCUGCAUCACUGGCAUUGUCAUCGUCUCAUCCGCGCUCAAUGUGGAGUGGGUGGAUAUUGAGCACAGGAAGCUGGUGGGAGUCAUCGAUAGUUUAUCCUGGAGUUUUGGCCUAGUAAUAUUUUCAGGCAUCGCCUACUUGGUGACUGACUGGCGUUGGCUGGUUCUCAGCGUGACCUCACCUUUAAUCAUGAGCAUUAUCACUUGGAGGUGGUUGCCAGACUCCGCAAGGUGGCUCAUUGCCAAUGGAAGAUUGGAGAAGGCUCAGAUGUACCUGAAGAAAUGCGCAAAGAUGAAUCAAAGAGAAGAUUCGAUUCACACACUUCAAGCAGAGACAUUAUCCACCAUUGUAGUGAGGGAGACGAAAGGCCGAACUUAUACCUACCUUGACUUGAUCCGAACACCUAAGAUGAGGAAACUAGCACUGCAAACUGGUUUAUUAUGGUUUUGUGUGGCAACAACAUUUUACGGUAUCAGCUUCAACAUCACCGGCUUUGGCUUGAACAUCUACCUUACUCAGUUUACCUACGCUUUAAUAGAGGUGCCAGCCAAGCUUUCGAUUUAUUAUUUCCUAGAUAAAAUAGGCAGACGCAACACUGAGGUAGGAGCUCUGUUGUUAGCGGGUCUCUGUCUUGGAAUCAACAUUGUGAUACCAAAAAGUAUACCUGUGGCUCGAACAGUUGUUGCAGUUUUUGGGAAGGGGUUUUCCGCUGCCUCCUUUGGUACAGUCGGCCUGUACAGCUCUGAGCUGUAUCCAACUGUAGUUAGGCAGAAUGGAAUGGGCUACAACUCCUUCAUGGCUCGGUUUGGGGUCGCUGUGUCUCCUUUGAUUCUGUUACUGGACGAGGUCUGGAAGGACCUGCCCCAGGUGGUCUUGUGCUCAACAGCUGUACUGGGAGCGCUGGUGGCGAGGACGUUGUCAGAGACACGCAACAGAUGUCUGCAUGAGACCAUUGAAGAUAUUGAAGGAGAGCCCAACCAGUGUAGCAACAACAAAAAGUCAUCAGAAUGAGUGUUUGUUUUUUGGUCAAUGGAAAAUACAAAUUGCCAGUUUUGACAGCCGGAUUUGUGUUAACUUAGUGAUAUGGUUUAUUUAGAGAAGUGAAUGUGAUUAGAAGUUUUGAAGUAGGUUUUACUUGGUAUAAA
Molecule: messenger RNA, 2140 nt
Organism: Fundulus heteroclitus (mummichog)
Lineage: Eukaryota; Metazoa; Chordata; Actinopteri; Cyprinodontiformes; Fundulidae
Product: solute carrier family 22 member 7-like
Exons: 9
Coding region: 405-2006 (533 amino acids)
Biological process (GO): transmembrane transport
Cellular component (GO): membrane
Molecular function (GO): transmembrane transporter activity
Source: RefSeq, a predicted model, not a curated record